Messenger RNA from Culex quinquefasciatus (southern house mosquito), 2540 nucleotides. Its product is annotated as retinal homeobox protein Rax. Gene Ontology annotation, biological process: regulation of transcription by RNA polymerase II. Gene Ontology annotation, molecular function: RNA polymerase II transcription regulatory region sequence-specific DNA binding; DNA-binding transcription factor activity, RNA polymerase II-specific. The record is from RefSeq and is a predicted model, not a curated record. The coding region runs from base 330 to 1379 and encodes 349 amino acids. NCBI's taxonomy places the organism in Eukaryota, Metazoa, Arthropoda, Insecta, Diptera, Culicidae. The transcript is spliced from 6 exons.
CCCACACCGGUCCCAAGCUGUAUCUACCGUCGGAUUGUUGCGUUCCGGUGAACAGGGAGCAUUCAUCGACGGCAGCCCACUACAACGCUCUCGGCUCCAAGUUGGAUUUCAAAACCGGCUGUCCCGAUUCCGGCCCUUCCGGUAUUGGUGGCGGCGCUGUCAGUGCUGCGAGCAGUGCAGCCUCCUCGGGCCAACUGUCGGCCAGUCCGGACUCGCAACAGUUCAACAUCUUCCCGGCCAUCUUCAGCCGCCAGCUGAACUUUACCGGAAGCACGUGUGGCGGCACAGGUGGUGGCGUCGGCGCUACUUCCUCCAAUCAAAACAAACUCAUGGACGACCUGCGGCCAAACCUCGUCGGUGGCCUGCUCGGCCUGCAGCAAGGCCUACUCGAUGACCACACGCUCGGCCACGGAAACCUCCAGCACAACGCCCAGGAUACCAAGUUUAUGUCACUCCAGGACAACCGGCUCAUGGGGAUCGGUCCCCACGAAAACCGCCUGCUUGGAUUAUCCCAGGAAAACCGAACCCCCGUCGGCCAACCCAACCUCGACAAACCGAUCCAGCGGAAGUGCAGCAGUACGCCCGAGGAUUUCAGCUCCCUGUACGGUGGAUUAGCGGGGACACCCAUUAGUGACCAUCACCAUCAUCACACGCCUGCCCAUACGCCUCCGAACCGGCUGUCGGACAAUACGUCGCUAACAGCGGAAGGUGCUUUCAAAAAACUAAAACCCGAACCCAACAGCGGGCUCUCGUCGGUGUCCGGUAGCAUCUCGUCGCCCGGAAGUGGUCUCUCGUCCCUGCCUCAGCAUGCCGGCCACACGCCCACCACAGCAUCCUGUCCGACACCGGCGCGGAGGCGGCAUCGGACCACAUUUACUCAGGAACAGUUAGCAGAACUAGAAGCGGCCUUUGCAAAAUCUCACUACCCCGAUAUCUACUGUAGGGAGGAAUUAGCACGAACCACUAAACUGAACGAAGCAAGGAUACAGGUCUGGUUCCAGAACCGCCGGGCCAAAUAUCGCAAGCAAGAAAAGCAAUUACAGAAAGCGCUCGCCCCCUCGGUGAUACCGUCGUGCAACGGCAUGAUGAGAAACAUACAAGGCUACAGCGUGUCCCGGGGUUAUCAACCGUAUCCCCAUCCAAACUCAAUCAAUCGAUAUCCGCAGGAUCUGUUCCAGAUGGGCGCCUCGUCGUACCCCGGCAUGACGCAACCCUUCUCGAUGUCACACAGUUCAAACAUGGGCUCGGUCGGAGUGCGCCAGGAUUCGAUGGGAAUGUCCGCCGAAGACGAAUGGUACAACAAGAGUCUGUCCGCGCUGCGGAUGAACAGCUCGCACCACCCGAACCUGUCCGCGCCGAUGCUGCAGUACCAGACAUAAUUAAUGUAGGAUCAACCCUCCGCCUUCCCGAGCUGCUGACUGUCCACGUCCCCUCUGGAGGAGCAUUGAACGACAUUCGAUUCCUAAAAGAAAUUCUUUAUUUUUGGUCGUGGAAAUUGAAAUGGUCCGCGGUGAGGGACGGGGGUCACUAUUUUUUCGGGGGAGAGAGGCGCAGCAGAAGUGCAAUCUGCAACAAUGAACCGUUAAAAUUCCAUUAGCCACCCACUCGCAAAACGGACGCAUAAUUGAAUCAAUUUAGUAGAGCGCACUAAAAACGCGGUUUUAUUUUUAUAUUCAUUUCGAUCUUUCGUGGAAGCGUUAAUCGGCCGCACCCGACCAAAACGCAUGGUUCUUUUCUCCGAAAUUGGUCGGAAACGAGACCGAUUUUUUCGAUUUAUUUAUUUUAAUUCACCUAGAAAUGGCGCAGAAUGAAUAAAUUAACCGCUGCAAAUUUUUGUACGUUCGAUUUAAUAUUAAAAGCUCACUAAUUUAUUCGCUCUCAAAAAACAAUGUUGACGCUAACGAGAAUUUAAAUAUUUUACCCCGGGCCACGGUGAGGAGGAGUGAAACAAAAAAAAAUGCAGUGUAGUAUCUAUAGAGGAAAUACAGCAAAAAAAACUUGUACAUUGAACCAAAAUGGAGCGUGAAAAAAGGAGACACAUUAAAUUGCGUUUGCAACACCCAUGCUGAGAAAAAUCAAAUAUUAAAGCAAACUGCGUGCAUAUGCACAAAACAAAACAAAAGGAUUAAGAAAACAAACCAUACGAUAUAAAGAAGAACUAGUUCGUAAGCUAAAAAUAUAAAUUACUGGAAAUAAAACAAAAGAAACAAACAAAAAAAACACUAACACUAAUUUAACAAUGCUAAGAGUGGCACAACGUCUAAAGUUUGAAUGAUCGUAGCUAAAUUAUUUUAAGUUGAUGCUCUUGAGAGGGACAAGCAACAACAAAAAAAUCGAGGAAAAAAUAAUAAAUCUUAUAAUCACAUUUAAACGAGAAAACAUUCCGAGGAGAGCGAUUAGUUGAACUAUUACAAAUAUAUGCAGCAGCAGCAGCAGCAGUACCAUUUCUAGUCACAAAGAAAGCUAAAUCCAAAGCAUUGAUUGUACGUGUACAUAUAGGCCGAAAACAAUGCAUUAAAACGUAUUUGAGAUGUAACGAA